AUGCUAAGUGACCAAGUGAUCAACAAUUUGCUGAUCGCUGUGGCAGUGCAGGCAACCCUUUUCGGCUUGCUGACGCUUAAGUACGAUCGGCAGAAGCGCCAGCUGACAGUUUCCAAAAUGCUGGUCGUCUACGGCAUUUGCGUUACGGUCGGGGUAGCCAUCACGUACCAGAGCACCUUAUUUAUCCUGACAAGGGCCCGGUUCCGGGCCGGGUUCAAGCUGACGGUGCUGAACGUGGCCAUCACCGCCGUUCAGGGCCAGGUGGUGAUGCACAUCUUCAUAACAUCGGCCGUUCGUCGGUACCGGAAGCGCUUUGUGAUAGCCAAGCUCCUCGAGGACUUGGGGAUUCUUCAACGCGAACUGUUUAAUUCCACCGAAAUCGACAUGCGAUGGAUGAAGUUGCGCAUAUUGCGUAAAAUCAGCCUAAGCCAGGCGAUCCUCACCAGCGGCUUUGUACUCGGCAUCGUUGAGCUGCUGCAAACGGGAGAAAACAAUCUGCUGGAUGAGGUGGGCCUUCUGAGCGUGUUCUACUACCCCAAGAUAGGCAUUCUCUGCUCGGUGUCGCUGUACUACGGUGUGAUGAUGUUCCUGCAGAACUUACACUACGCCCUAAAUGAACGGCUUAAGCUGAUCGUCCGGGAACACUUCGAGGGUGACGGGCAGAGUGAUGUGGAGCCUCUGCGAGGCUACGCUCGCACCCACCACUCGGUGUACAUUCGCAGCAAACUGAACCACCUGGCCCAGGCCCAGUCGCAGAUCGUGGCGUGUUGUGCCAGAACGCACGCCUUUUACGCGAACAUGCUUCUGUCGUGCAACUUCCUCUGUAUGACCUUCAUUAUCUAUCAGAUGUAUCACUUCUUUGAAAUUUUUUAUGUGCAUUUUCGAACAAACUCUUCGUUGUCGGUGGUGGGCUUGAUUCACGAGUCGCUUACGUGCGUGUUCUGCUUUUUCGAGGUGUAUAGCAUUGCUGAAGUGUGCGAAGCAGUUCGGGGACAGGUUGGUUUGUGGAGCCAUUGCAUUUCUUUGUAAACCAAUUUGCUCUUUGCUCCGGCCAUUACUCAUUCACAGUCACACAAAACCCAGGCCUUACUGUUUCGUCUGAACAUUCCCAAAAUGGACCCUCAACUAAAGCAGAGCAUCGAAGUUUUUGCCCUCCAAACGUUACAUCAACCGAUCGAAUUUACCGCAUGCAAGAUGUUCACAUUGGACUACACCGUACUGUUUUCGAUUAUCGCAUCCGUGACCAGUUAUCUCAUCAUCCUGAUCCAGUUCGAACUGGCCAGCGGGAAUUGA
Messenger RNA from Anopheles bellator, 1293 nucleotides. RefSeq lists its product as uncharacterized. Lineage: Eukaryota; Metazoa; Arthropoda; Insecta; Diptera; Culicidae. Gene Ontology annotation, cellular component: dendrite; neuronal cell body; axon. The transcript is spliced from 4 exons. The record is from RefSeq and is a predicted model, not a curated record. Gene Ontology annotation, biological process: sensory perception of taste. Gene Ontology annotation, molecular function: sweet taste receptor activity.